Tilletiopsis washingtonensis is the source of this 2142-nucleotide messenger RNA. RefSeq names its product Metallo-dependent phosphatase. The record is from RefSeq and is a predicted model, not a curated record. Bases 22 to 2073 code for a protein of 683 amino acids. NCBI's taxonomy places the organism in Eukaryota, Fungi, Basidiomycota, Exobasidiomycetes, Entylomatales. The transcript is spliced from 11 exons.
GCCGCCCGUGCGCUGCGCGAGAUGGCCAGCGCCAUCCCCGUCGGCCAGCUGCGCCUCGGCGCCGCCGCCGGGCGCCAGGCCAUCGCCCACACCGCCGGCGACGAGAAGCCCAGCGAGGGCUCGGCACUGCUGCCGGCGCCCGCCACCGACGAGCACGCGGCGCCCGUCGCACACGUUGAGCCGACCAAGGUCGCGCGGCCAGGCUUCUUUGCCAAGAUCGCACCCUCGAUCUUCGGCCUCUCGACCUCCUCGCCCGGCGGCAACCUGCUGGCGCUGGCGCAGCACGUGCUGCUGCUGCUCUUCUUCCUCGACGCCUUCUCCUCGCCCUACCUCUUCCCCUCGCACCACGAGCACACGCUGCACUUUGCGCGCGUCGGACAUCUCUCGCCCAGCUCGGCCGUGCUGCAUGUGCGCUACCCCUUCCCGCUGGGCCACGAGGCGACGAGCGACUGGUCCUCGCUGCUGGAGGACGAGUCUGGCGGGCGCAGCACGCUGCGUGCUGGGUCUGAGAUCUACCAGAACCCGGCGCCGCUGCGCAUCGUGUACCGCGAGGCGCUGGCACCGCGUGCCGAGCGCGACAUCGACGGCCGCGCACGCUCGCAGCCGAAGCGCUGGGAGCGCGGGCCGGCCGUGACGCUGACGGAGGCGACGGAUUGGACGGGCACGGCGACGCUCGAAGGCCUUUGGCCCGCCACGGCCUACGAGUGGCGCCUGGCCUUCGUGCACAACUCGACGUUUGCGCCGCACCCGCACCGCCCGCGCAGCUUCGUCACUUGGCCUGACCCCAAGCUGGCGCGCAAGCGUCUUGCUGGUGCGCCGCAGGGUCAGGAGGGGCAGGCUACGCCGCUCGACGACCCGAAUCACUUCACCUUUGCGACGAGCUCAUGCGUCAAGCCUGACUUCCCGUGGCAGCCGACGCAGUUCUGGGCCUGGUCUUGGAUCCUGCGUGCGCUCGGGCACGGCGAGCACGGCGGCUACGCGACGCGCAACCGCAUCCAGGGCUUCGACCAGUUCGCCAACGCGCUCAUCGACGGCCGCGAGCGUCCCGCCGUGCGCUUCUUCCUGCAGCUCGGCGACCUCAUCUACGCCGACGUGCCGCGCUGGGGCGGCGCCGUGACGAAUGCGUACCGCCUGCUCUUCCGCAACCUGUACGCGUCCGAGUCGUUCCGGCGCGUGUACGAGCGGCUGCCUGUCAUCGGCAUCUACGACGACCACGAGGUGAAGAACAACUGGUCGGGCUACGAGCUGCAGGGCGCCGACGAGACGGCAACGAGUGUGGGCCGCAACAAGGCAUUUGAGCCGGCGAACCAGGCGUGGCAGGAGUACGUCGGCAGCGCGAACCCGCCGGCCAUCGAGCAGGGCCGCAACUACUACUCGUUCCGCUACGGCGACACGGCCUUCUUCGUGCUCGACACGCGCGCCCACCGCUCGCCGCCCGAGCUGCCUGACGACGAGCACAAGUCGAUGCUCGGGCAGCAGCAGCGCGAGGUCUUCCUGCGCUGGCUCGGCGCCGUCAACUCGACUGCUACGUUCAAGUUCGUCGUAUCAUCCGUGCCGUUCAACACGCUCUGGGGUGGCCCUCUUGACUUUGACGGUCAAGUUGACUCAUGGAGCGCGUACCGCCACGAGCGCGAGGGCCUGCUUGAGGUGAUGCAGUACGUGCCCAACGUCAUCGUCCUCUCUGGCGACCGCCACGAGCACGCCGCCGUGGGCCUGCGCGCGCAGACGUACGAGCGAUCCGACGUGCACCCGGUGACCGAGUUCAGCACGUCGCCCAUGUCCAUGUUCUACCUGCCCGUGCGGACAUUCAGCGACGAGCACGGCCUGGGCCCCACGGGCGCCGAGCGCGUGUACAGGUACACGCCCGACGGCAACGUCAAGUGGUCGACCUUUGAGGUCGACACGCGCGAGUCGCAGUCGCCCGUCGUCACGUCGCGCCUCUACGUCGACGGCGAGGUCGUGUGGACGCUCAAAGUGCACGGCAAGGGCGUGCAGCCGCCGGCGCUGCAGGUCGGCGGCAUGGCACGCUCGUUCCUCGAGCUUCUCGGCCUGCAGCGGCGAAGAUGGUUCUGAGGCAGACAGACGCGCAGGGAGGGAGGGUAAUAAUCGUGCACAGUAUAAUGAGAGGCACUUGAGAGCAGG